Messenger RNA from Lytechinus pictus (painted urchin), 3333 nucleotides. Its product is annotated as spidroin-1-like. The record is from RefSeq and is a predicted model, not a curated record. Bases 118 to 1638 code for a protein of 506 amino acids. NCBI's taxonomy places the organism in Eukaryota, Metazoa, Echinodermata, Echinoidea, Temnopleuroida, Toxopneustidae. The transcript has 4 exons.
GGUUUCAAUUCAACUCUGUAAAAGUUUUGAUCUUUUCAUCAGAUGAUUCGCCUCAACAGGCAUUUGAUAUCUCUACAAGUUAGAUAGAUCUAGGUCUAAAAUAAAAGUCAUAUCAUAAUGGAUUCGUCAUUCUCAGACAUUGAAGAAGAUGUAUACCAGCGAUAUGCGUAUUUUGAAGAGGAAGAGCUCAGUGAUAUAUCAGACCCAGCCGAAUCACACGAAAAUAUAGGAGAGGAAGGAGGUACCCACAGACUGCAAGCAGGUAGGCGAGUAGGGAGGGACAAAGAACAAGGCCAUGGAGAAAGCAGCGAAGGUCACGUUGGAGAAGGUACUGGUAAAUCAUCCAGAGGUGGUCAAGGAGGCAGAGGGAAAGGAAGACCCAGAGGAGGCAGCAAAGGACGGGUAGGAAAAAGAGUAAGCAUUGUAACAGGCACUGGCAGAGGAAGAGGCACAGGAACCAGUAAAGGACAGGUUGGAAGAGAAUCCAUAGGCAGAGGAAGAGGUGCAGGAACCAGCAAAGAAGGACAGGUUGGAAGAGAAUCCAUAGGCAGAGGAAGAGGUGCAGGAACCAGCAAAGAAGGACAGGUUGGAAGAGAAUCCAUAGGCAGAGGAAGAGGUGCAGGAACCAGCAGAGGACAGGUUGGAACAGAAGCCAUGGGCAGAGGAAGAGGUGCAGGAACCAGCAAAGAAGGACAGGUUGGAAGAGAAUCCAUAGGCAGAGGAAGAGGUGCAGGAACCAGCAGAGGACAGGUUGGAACAGAAGCCAUGGGCAGAGGAAGAGGCGAAGGCACCAGCAAAGAAGGACAAAUUGGAGGAGGAAACAGAGGAAGGAGAGGUAGAGUGUCUCAAGUUGGGCGUAGAGGCAGAGGUUCUAGAACUGGACAAGGACUUGGAGGAAUUGGUAGUGGCUAUGCAGAAGAUAGUGUAGAAGGAGGCAGCAGCAACCAAGGAGAUGGUGGAGAGGGCCCCAUUGAACGUGAAGGCAGAGGACAGGGCCGAGGACGAGGCAGAGGACGAGGCAGAGGCCGAGGCAGAGGCCGUGGUCGACGUGGAGGAGGAGGAGGACAUGAUGCCGAGGUUGCUCGAAUUGAAGGUCUGCGUCAAGAUCGUCGUGAAAGAUUGAAGGUGAAAGUAAGAGAUAUGACGAGGGAACAAUUGGAGGACCUCGUCAUAAGGCAAGUGGAGAGGGAGCCAGGGCUUAUCAUAGAUUUAAUGAACCAGGGCCAGGCAACACCCCCAUCCCCAGGUGAAACACAACGAGACAUCCCAUCAUGGUGUGUGUGCAACAAUUGCACAGUGAAGCCUACAGAUCGGGAGAAUGUGUGUUGCGGAUACACACCUAAUGAGUGCCUCACAAGACAUGGUACCUUUGCUCUCAUAAUAGAUGAGGCAAACCUGGCACUCCAGAGGGCAAUGUGGAACGAUGCCUACAACCUUCUUGUGGCAGCUGAGGAACCAGGCCAGGCCAAUAAAUCCAUGAGGCACUCGGCCUAUAGGUCUGUAAUUUUUUGGCAGCAUGGGACAUUGGGAAGGGGUAAUAGAAGAGUUGUCCCGAGCUGCUGUUCGGACAAGAUUCAUGAGAGAUACCCAUCCCCUAAUGAUCAGUACACUGGAUUCAUCCCAGGAAGAUUUGUUUAGCUCGGUAUUCCUCAUCUUCAGUUUAACUUCUGUAGUUCAAUAGAAACUCUUAUUGAUUAGUGUCUUAGAUUUUGUUUGUUUUCGCACUGGCUAACUUGUUUCCAAAAUUUCAUUCUCUUUUAAAGCUCUAUUCAAACGCAAGAAGUAAAAUAUUUUUAUAAUGUUAUCAAAAGGAAAAGUUCACCCUAACACCGGGUCGGAUUAUAACAAAAAUCAAUCAAACACAAAAAAAUUCAAUUUCAUCAAGAUGGGAUGUAAGAAGAAAUUACAUCACUACGAUUUAUUCUGUUUGACAAGUUACAUACGCAUCAGGGGUGAUAUAUAAAUGAACCACUGACAACACACACCACUUUUCUCUUUGAAACUACUUCAACUGUGUGGUAACAAAGAUACAGUUAUCUCCCAUGGUGCCCAGUUUCCAGGCUGACCGGUUAUUUUCACAAGAUAAAAAUGAGUUGUUUUAGACAUUAUAAGGUGCACAUGUUCUAUGUCAUUUUCCAUGGUAUAUGUUUGAUUCUUACGACAUAUUGAUCAGAUACACCAUAUUGAAGUAGCUUACUUAAUUACAUUGCCAUGUCAUUACAUUAUAGCAACUGACAAGAUAUAGAUAUAUUUUGUUCAUGUAUAUGCACAUUGUAACUGUAGAUCAAUGCAAUUAAAGUUACAUUCAUUGAUGGACCUUAUUUUGACAUGCAACCUUAGUUGAAAACAUACUCGUACAUUGUAUAAGCAUGAAAGUUGUAAUGAUAAAAGGUAACCGUUUCUGAUUGAGAGAAAAUAGAGACAAACUGUAAAAUGUAUCAGUGAAAGGAUUUAUACGAAUGAUUAUACAAUAUGCAACUGAGGACCAUUAUUUUUUCAUGUAGUUUUAUUUCUAAACAUUUAUUUGUACCUCGAUUAUAUGUAUAAAGAAUGCCAUGAUCAUAAAAUCAUGUCCUUUGAAAGAAAAAAACAACAACUUUCUUUUGGCGAUGUAGGCAAGUUACACCACAGGUGCCUCAUAUAAAAGCAUGAACAAACUUAUGUUCUUCUAAUGGUUGAACGGUUUGGGUUCAGUUGUAAUACUGGCUUCUGCUUAUAUUUAUGAGUUUGCAAUGUCAUGUAAAAAUAAUCAUAGGACAAAUACUGUACAGCUAUUCUAAAGAGGAACAUUAUUUUUUGGUCGUAGAAUUAUUUCCUUCUCAAAAUAUUGCUGGUGACAAAAGGGACAACAUAAAACUGAGAAUAACAGAAAUAAACAGGAUUUGAUAUCCAGCUUGUCACAAAAUAAGAAAAUAUACUGUACUUUGAACGACUGGAAUAAGUGCGGCAAAAUAAGAACAUAUACUGUACUUUGAACGACUGGAAUAAGUGCGACAAGAUCAAAUCAAUUUUCCAAUAGAUGUUUUGGAGUUUAUUUUCACAAGGAGUCGAGUGUGACACGCAAUCUAAUUGAUUAAUUGAUAUGCAGUAGAGCAUGUCAUCUUUCAUAACAUGACUUGACCAUGUGAUACUUUUUAUAAUGCAUGCAUUUGGAAAUUUAAGUGCAACUCUAAAAAUCUUACUUUUAAAAGAUCUUUGUGAAACACCCCACUGGUCUACAAAUUCCUUGGACUUUUGAAAAUAAAAAUUGUAAUAUUUACUUUUGCAUGUUUCCUAUAUUUGAUAUGUUAUUCUUCAUUAAACCAAACCAAAGAUAUUUGUUGAUCUUCCCCG